Messenger RNA from Indicator indicator, 2787 nucleotides. It is a transcript of the gene SEMA4G, whose product is annotated as semaphorin 4G. Gene Ontology annotation, molecular function: chemorepellent activity; semaphorin receptor binding. Lineage: Eukaryota; Metazoa; Chordata; Aves; Piciformes; Indicatoridae. Gene Ontology annotation, biological process: axon guidance; negative regulation of axon extension involved in axon guidance; positive regulation of cell migration. The record is from RefSeq and is a predicted model, not a curated record. The transcript has 15 exons.
AUGCAAAUGACUGUGGGAAUAGCCAGGUGCUACUGCCUUGUGCUGUGCAGUUUUGAACAAGAAGCUGAAUAUCAGAUUGAGUUUGACCCAAAAUUUGAAGCUGUGUUGGAGUGGGAGUGUCUGACCCAGUGUUCUGCAUUUCAGGAAGGUUUUGCAGCCAGCCCCAUCCUGGGGAAGUGUGGAGCUCGUUGUGAGGAUUGACUGUGCUGGCCUGGUGUCAGCAGGCUGGGUGGCUGCCCUUGCCAGAGGAGCGGGAAGAUGAGCGUAGGCACAGACCAUCUCCUGGCAGCUCUCUUCGUGGCAGGGGUGGCAGCAGUCAUGGGCUACCCAUCUGCCACUGACCUGGAUGCCACCCCCAGGACAACGGUCACCUUUGAUGAGCUGUCAGGCAUCCGGUUCUUCAGCAUGCACACCCUCAACUACAGCACCCUGCUGCUGGAGGAUGACCGGGGAAUUCUCUACGUGGGUGCCAGGGGAGCCAUCUUUGCUCUCAACUCCAGUGACGUGGCUGAUGGCUCCCACCGAAUGAUCCACUGGGAAGCCUCCCCAGAGAAGCGGAUGGACUGCCUGCAGAAGGGCAAAAACAACAAGACGGAGUGCUUCAACCACGUGCGGUUUCUGCAGAGGCUGAACAGCACUCACCUCUACGCCUGUGGGACCUACGCCUUCCACCCGCUCUGUGCUGCCAUUGAUGCCGACAGGUUCGUGUUGCCAUCACACUUUGAGGAAGGCAAGGAGAAGUGCCCAUAUGACCCUGCCCGUGGCUACACUGGCCUCAUUGUGGAUGGCGGCUUGUACACAGCCACACGCUAUGAGUUCCGGAGCCUCCCUGACAUCCGGAGAAACUUGCACCAGCGGCCACUGAAGACAGAGGAGUCCCCAUUACACUGGCUGAAUGAUGCUGAGUUUGUGGCCUCUGUGCUGGUCCGGGAGAGCAAAGACAGCCCCGUGGGUGAUGAUGACAAAAUCUACUACUUCUUCACGGAGCGGGCAGGCGAGGAGACCACAUCCUUCUUUGACAAGAGCCAGGUGGCCCGAGUGGCCCGGGUGGCCCGUGUCUGCAAGAGUGACGUGGGGGGGAAGAAGAUCCUGCAACGCAAGUGGACGUCGUUCAUGAAGGCACGCCUGGUCUGCUACAUCCCCUACUACGAGGUGCUGCGCAGCAUCUGCAGCCUGGAUGCAGGCAACUGGGCCAGCACUGUCUUCUAUGCUGCCUUCACACUCUCGGCACAGUGGAGGACCAUGGAGGCCUCAGCUGUGUGCCGCUACAGCAUCUCGGCAGUGCAGCAUGCCUUUGAGGGCCCCUACAUGGAGUACCAGGACUCGGCUCGCAAGUGGUCCCGCUACGAUGGAGCGGUGCCUGAGCCCCGGCCCGGCUCUUGCAUUACGGACCACUCCCGCAGGAAGGGCUACAACUCCUCUCAGGACUUGCCUAACAGCGUCCUGGACUUUGUCAAGCUGCACCCGCUCAUGUUUGAGGAGGUGAAGCCAGCCGGCGGGGAGCCACUGCUGGUGAAGAAGAACGUGGCAUACAGCCAGCUGGCCGUGGACAGGGUGCAGGCCCUCGAUGGCCACUCCUACGAUGUGCUCUUCAUGGGGACAGGGAAUGGUUGGAUCCACAAGGCUGUGGUGGUGGGCUCUGGUAUCCACAUCGUGGACGAAGUGCAGGUUUUCAGGGACCCACAGCCUGUGGAGAGCCUGGUGAUCUCCCGUGCCCAGAGGAGCGUGUACGUGGGGGCAGCCAGUGGGAUCCUGCAGGUGCCCCUGGCCUCCUGUGCCCGGUACGCCUCGUGCUACGACUGCAUCCUCGCCCGCGACCCCUACUGUGCCUGGGAUGGCAGGGCCUGCCGCCCCACCACCACCACCGCCAGCACAGGGCUGGUGCAGGACAUUCAGAGUGGCAACAGAGGAUGCCGGAGCAGCUCUGGGCGGGGCUUCCCGACGUGGAAGAACCGGACCGUGCUGCAAGGGGACGAUGUGCUGCUGCCCUGCGACCAGCGCUCCAACCUAGCGCGAGCUGUCUGGCUGCUGAAUGGCAGCCAGGUGCCAGGUGCUGGGCAGGACCGGCUGCGAGUGGGGGUGGACGGGCUGCUGGUGACAGACACGCUGCCCCAGCACAGUGGCGAGUACCACUGCUACGGCGAGGAGCGGGGUCUCCGCACGCUGCUGGCUGCCUACAGCCUCUCUGUGCUGCCUGAACUGCCCCGCAGCCCCACGGCUGCCCCACGGCCCCAUGCUGCCAUCCAGACAGAUGGUGACAUGAAGGUGGCUUACGUCUCUGCCAUUGUCGCCUUGGUGGUGCUGUGUGCCGUGCUCAGCACCGUCCUCCUCUACAUGUCCUGCCUGGAGAAGCGCAAGGGCAAGUAUGUGCUGGGUGAGCCGCGGCCAGCCAGCGUGGAACUGCAGACUGUCUCAGCCAACUGCCUGCGCAAGGGCCGCCGAGAGGAGGAGGAGGAGGAGGAAGAGCUCACCUAUCCCGAUGGCUGCCUGCGGAUCAUCCCUGGUGAAGCACCCACGGCACCGACCUCCCCAGUCAAGGAGCUGCCAGCUGUUGUGCCCCCGCUGCCGCCACCACCACCGCUGCCAGCUGAGCUCACCAAUGGUGUGGGGGCUCUCCCCAAUGUCCUCCGCAAGAUGAAUGGCAACAGCUACAUGCUGCUGCAGCAGCAGGAGGAGCCGCUGGCCUCGCCCCUCUACAGUGCAUCCUUCACUGAGGAGCUCAGCAAGAUCCUUGAGAAGCGGAAACACACGCAGCUGGUGGAGAAGCUGGACGAGAGCUCCGUGUAG